UAAAAUAGGAUGUGCAGAUUCUCAGUUGAAUUUAUCAAUGCUCUGCUAAUACAAUUACAAAAGUGCUGAAACAUUUUUCCUUGUUUUAUAAUAAGCAAAAAUUGUAUUUGAAUUCAUAAGAUUAAGUCAUCUAUUAACCUAUUAUAACUAAGUGAUCUGUAUUUCUUUUUUAUUUAGGUUGAAUGUCAAUUUUAGGAACUUCUUUUGUCACCAUAUUUCACAAAACAAUCUCCAAACAAUUGCUAAAACGAGUAGUUUUGUCUCAUUUAAAGUAUUCAACAUUGGGAAGAUAUACUGAAUUUGGAAAAAGAAACAUGUCUUCACUUAAAAUAUCAAGCCUGGAUAAAAAAGCUGAUCAAGUGGAAGCUGAAAUUACCAAACUGAAGGAGGAAAUUUCAAACUUGAAGCGCAAGGUUGAAAAAGAUGUCGAUGAUGACGAAUGCUCGAAUGAACUCAAAACUUUAAGAGUUAGAAACCAAAAACUUAAAUAUCAGCAGGUACACUUAAACAGAGCAAUUGAAGAAGAGAAGAAAAUGGCACCUAAGAAAUCUUCUGAUGUUUAUUCAAUUUUGCAAAAAAUUUUUGAAUCUGCAAUCCAAGAUGCCUUCCCAGAGAUUAAGGAUGUAAAAGUAGUUCUGUCUCCAACUAAUAAUCCUCAAUUUGGUGAUUACCAAUGCAACAGUGCAAUGUCAAUAUCAAAGAAAUUGGUGAAAAAAACAUCACCAAGAGAUGUUGCAGAAAAAAUUGUUAGCCAAAUAAAAGGGAUGGAAAAUAAUGUGAUUGAAAAGAUGUCUGUAGCUGGUCCUGGUUUUAUUAAUAUUGACCUACGAAAGAAAAGUGUUUGCAAUAUUUUGAAUGAGGUUCUUAAGGAACAAGUUUAUCCACCAGAUGUUAAAGGUAAAAAGCGGGUUGUCAUUGACUUCUCUUCACCAAAUAUUGCAAAAGAGAUGCAUGUAGGUCAUUUGCGCUCCACUAUUAUUGGUGAAAGUUUAUCUCGCUUGUUAGAAUUUGUUGGACAUGAUGUGUUCAGGUUGAAUCAUGUCGGAGAUUGGGGCACCCAAUUUGGUAUGUUAAUCGCACAUUUGGAAGAUGAAUUUCCGGAUUACAAGACUGUGUCUCCUCCAAUAAGUGACCUCCAGUUGUUCUAUAAGGCAUCAAAAAAACGUUUUGAUGAAGACGAAAAGUUUAAAAAAAGGGCUUACCAGAGAGUUGUAGAUUUGCAAGCAGGAAAUGAAGAUGUGCGUAAAGCUUGGAAUAUGAUUUGUGAUGUAUCACGAAAAGAAUUUCAAAAAAUAUAUGACCGUUUGGAUGUCACGUUAAAAGAAAGAGGAGAGUCAUUUUACAACGAUCUCAUGCCAAAGCUUGUGGAAGAGCUCAAGCAAAGUAAAAAUGGCCAGAAAGCUUAUUGCACAUUAUCUGAUGAUGGAAGGUGGGUGGUGUUUGUACCUGGCAUGAAGGUGCCUCUUAUCAUGGUUAAGUCAGAUGGUGGUUUCACGUAUGAUACGAGUGAUAUGAGCGCAAUAAAACAACGCAUAGAAGAGGAAAAAGGAGAUUGGCUUAUAUAUGUGGUAGAUGCUGGUCAGGGUGAUCACUUCAAACAAAUCUUUGGUGCAGCAGAAGCUGUUGGUAUAUAUAACCGUGAACACACACGCAUUGACCAUGUCGCAUUUGGUGUUGUUUUAGGUGAAGAUAAGAAAAAAUUUAAAACUCGAUCCGGAGACACUGUCCGCUUAAUUGAUCUAUUAGAUGAAGGCUUAAAAAGAGCUAAAGACAAAUUGCUUGACAAAAAUCGAGACAAGGAACUAACUAAGGAAGAGUUCGAGGCUGCACAAACGUCAGUGGCUUAUGGUUGCAUCAAAUAUGCUGAUUUGUGUCACAACCGUAUCGCGGAUUAUGUAUUCUCUUUUGAUAAGAUGUUGGAUGACAAAGGAAACACAGCUGUCUAUCUUUUGUAUGCUUACACUAGAAUAAGAUCUAUCCAGCGAAAAGCAGGCGUUGACCGUGCUAAGCUAGCGGAAUACACAAUUAGUGAGGACUCACUCGCACAUCCGAAAGAAUUGAAGUUGGGUAAAUUAUUAUGUCGGUUUCCACAGGUGAUUGUAAAAUGUGUGGAUGAGCUAGUGUUGCAUCCAUUGUGCGAAUAUUUGUAUGAACUUGCAACUACCUUGACAGAAUUUUAUGAUGCUUGUUAUUGUAUUGAAAAGAAUAAAGAAACCGGUAAAAUCGAGAAGGUACACAUGGAACGUAUUGCAUUGCUAGAGGCGGUGGCAAGAAUUUUUGAGACUGGUUUUCACAUAUUAGGAUUAAAAAAAGUUGAAAAAAUGUAAACGAUAAAUAUAGAAUAUUAUGCAAAAGAAGACGUAGAAAUAGAAUCUA
Messenger RNA from Hydractinia symbiolongicarpus, 2376 nucleotides. Its product is annotated as arginine--tRNA ligase, cytoplasmic-like. Lineage: Eukaryota; Metazoa; Cnidaria; Hydrozoa; Anthoathecata; Hydractiniidae. Gene Ontology annotation, molecular function: ATP binding; arginine-tRNA ligase activity. The record is from RefSeq and is a predicted model, not a curated record. The coding region runs from base 183 to 2327 and encodes 714 amino acids. The transcript is spliced from 14 exons. Gene Ontology annotation, cellular component: cytoplasm. Gene Ontology annotation, biological process: arginyl-tRNA aminoacylation.